This is a messenger RNA of Amyelois transitella, 3141 nucleotides long. RefSeq names its product thiamine transporter 1-like. Gene Ontology annotation, molecular function: vitamin transmembrane transporter activity. The record is from RefSeq and is a predicted model, not a curated record. Gene Ontology annotation, biological process: vitamin transport; transmembrane transport. The transcript is spliced from 7 exons. Gene Ontology annotation, cellular component: plasma membrane. Lineage: Eukaryota; Metazoa; Arthropoda; Insecta; Lepidoptera; Pyralidae. Bases 353 to 1669 code for a protein of 438 amino acids.
UUACAUCGUAUUUGCAUCGUAUUUUUAGGUUAACUUUCUUCAUCGUACAUAGGCUUAAAAUUAUCAUUUCUUUUCUUCGCUAGAUUUGCUGAUUUUUAGAUUGGUUGACCCUCCAGCGAAAUGCAGCUAGUCUAAAGUUUUGUAAUGCAAGGAACUCACUUAAGCAACAAAUAGAGGUCAUUUGUCAUGAGUUCUCUUACUUACGUAAGUCGCGCUGGCGGCUCUGCAAAUGAAUACCGCACAGUGAUGAUUGAAACGUAUUCAUACACGCACGCACCACUGACACAUAAUUUUUACGCCACAACAUAAUAUUUUUAUUUUUAACUAUUUCUGUGUGAAGUUAUACAUUGCAAUGCAAGAUUGGAUUAAAAUUACCCUUAUUUUAUGUCUGUUUGGGACUUUGAGGGAGAUUCGACCGUCGGAACCCUUUGUUUCUGAGUUUCUUAUUGGAGAAUGGAGAAAUAUAACAGAGGACCAGUUAAACCGGGAUGUUUAUCCCAUAGGAACCUACUCCUACUUAUCUUUAUUAGUUGUGGUGUUCUUAAUAACUGACUUUUUAAGAUUCAAGCCUAUCAUCAUAUUAUCAGGUCUCAGCGGGAUAGCUGUGUAUGCAAUACUAUUAUGGACGACAAGCUUGGAAUGGGUACAAGCUUCCCAGUUCUUCUACGGCCUGUACAUGGCCACCGAAGUCGCAUAUUUGACUUAUAUCUAUGCAAAGGUGGACUCGUCGAAGUAUCCCCGCGUGUCCUCAUACACCCGCAUCGCGGCGCUGACCGGCCGUUUCAUAUCUGGAGUCACAGCUCAACUCCUCACACAUUACGAAGUUAUGAAUUACCGAGAGUUGAACUAUAUCACUUUUGCAGCUCAGAUCCUCGCGACUUUCUGGGCAUUCUGGCUGCCGCCGGUCCAGUUCGGCAUCUACUUCCAUCGGAGGAACUCCUUGGUCAACGCUCAGCAGUUAAACCAGACCACCAACAAACAGCCACCGGCUACGAUUAAACAAUCAUUUCGCCGCGACGUCGUCGAAGCGUCCACUCUGAUAGCCCGCCAUGCGCGCGCGGCGUACACGCGUCCGAAGGUGAUCGCGUGGUCAGCGCUGUACGCGGUCGCUUUGGCGCUUUUUGUGCAAGCGCAAAUUUAUGUGCAGCUGCUGUGGAGGCAGGUGCAAGAUGAAACUGGCACAGAUAUGGCGUACAACGGCGCAGUGGAAGCCAUACAAACAUUGCUAGGCGCUGGCGGCGCGUUCCUAGCGUCUAUAUUCAGUAAAGCGGUACUUCCCGCGCCAGUAGCAGCUAUACAGGGCCUCGCAGUGUUCGUGGGGACGUACGUGCCAAAUGUGUUCGUGUCCUACGCGGGGUACAUCGUCAUGGGAAUGCUGUUUCACUACACUAUCACCUUGGCGAGUGCCAAAAUAGCCAGCCAGUUGUGCGACGAGAGUUGCUUCGGUCUCAUAUUCGGUAUAAACACUCUGCUAGGGACGGGGCUACAGUCCAUCCUCACAGCUGUUCUCAUACAGGCGUUAGUGCUGAGUAUAUCAGCUCAGUAUUACGUCAUAAGCGUUAUGUUCCUCGUCCUGGCCUGCGGUUGGCUGCUCGGAUGGGUAGUUAACUUGUGUAGGCAAAUACAAACCGUCAAUAUCAAUAAUGGGUACGAUGGGAAUAAACCUUAACGUUGGCUUGAAGUCGUGAAAGCGGUUUGAAAGUAGUUUAUGAUUUUGCUAAUUGUGAUAAACGGUGGACCACAUGAAAGUACAUCAUCAGGAUUUUCAAGGAGUUGAGUUUUUUUUUUUUUGUUGAAUAUUUUUUGAGUCCCACUGUACUUGCGAACCGAACUGCAGUAUUUAAGAUAUAAAAGUAACAAAAUAAGGUCUCAAGUCGAAGGAUUCUACGCCAAAGUACACUUUAUGUGAAUAAAACGAUCCGAUAUCUUUGAUUGGACCCUGUUGCUACAUUGGAGAAGACCCAAGUCAGACUUUCAUGAUACUUUAUAAUGGGGAGUCCUGAAGAGCUUCAAUUAUGGUUAAAUCAAUCGCCUUUCGGAUAUUCCACUUUCCAAUGGCGGUUGUGCGAUAUCUGACGUUGUCAUAAAAUUUCGAUAUAAUUCUUACUAAAAUAAUCCUAAUUAAGAGACUGACUGUAGGCAGGUACUUAUUGAAUAAUCAAAACAUUUCAACAAUUAUAAUGAUAACGACUCUUAAGUUUAAUAAAACAACUUAUUGUCAGAUUGUACUGGCAAUGGUAACCAGUAUUAUUUGUAUGAAAUAAUGUAGCAUAUAAUAUCAGUAUAUUAUUUCUAACGGAAGAUACAGAAAAAAUGUAAGUUAAAGCUGGACCAUGAGUCAAACUAACACUUGACCACUUUUAAAUUACUAAAAUAACAAAAAUACUCGAAGUGUGCAAUAUUGUUUACAUAUGUUAAAAAUAAAUUUACUUAUGCAAGUCUCGUCCUAAUAAUCUUAAACUUUGAAUACCGACUGUAAGUAUUCUUUAAACCGAUUCUUGUGAAAGGCGAAUAAUAAUUGUUUAAUUACUUAUUUUUUCGUUCUGUUAACAAAACAUGGUUAAAAGACAGUAUCAAGGCAUUUAGUUGUGAUAUUUGGACAAGUGCAAUAAAAGAAAAUAUUAUGUAAAUAGAUUCCAUUUUGAUUUUCAAAUGACUGUGUUGUGUAUGUACGUGACUUUAUGACUCAUAUUAUAUGUUUGUUACUAUGUUUUUAUAUAUCCAAAUUAGAGCAAUUUUAAUUACUUUAGGCUGUGAUUUUUUAUAUCAAGAAUAUAAGUGUUGAACCGAAUAGUUACUGUACUAUAGUGGUACUUAAAUCACUGUACUUACUUUUAAACGAAAUACACUUCCAAUGAUUCUCUCAUAGUACCUACUAGGGGAAGGUAUGAAUUUAUCCCUUUAAAAAAAAAGAUUGUAACUACAAACAUUUACCCCCAAAUUAAUGUGACCAUAUUGGUAGAUACCUAAGGAUUUGAUAUAACAAGUUAUCAAUUUCGACACAGACAUUGUACUUAUAAUUUUACCUAUGAUAUUUUACUUUUUUUGUGUAAGUUGUGGUAGCGGGUAGAUCAUAUAUCAAUGUACUUAGAAAUGCAGUAAACUGAAAUUGUAUAGACAAAAUAAAAGAUUUUUUUCUUA